UCACGUUGUAAAGGCUAAACAAUACGCGCAUUAGCCCGAACGAAUGACAUCCCGAUGACUAAGAUGACAUGCUACACCGCCUCUCAGCACGUGAUAAGUUGACACUGUCGGACAUAAAUACCAGCAAUGAACUUAGGUUGAGGCCUAGCUUCUUAUCCUCUUAAUAAUCAAACACUUCUCUGAACUCCUUCUUCAUAUCAUUGCUGCAAUAUAUAGCUAAGAUGCUACAGUGGCUAGUUCCCCGUCUGCUACUACCAAAUUUCUCAUGGUCGGAUCAUAGGGCGACACUUCUCAGCGACCAACUACCACCUAUUCCUCGCAUAACUCACCCACGUGUCCGUCAAAUUUGGGGCAUCAUUCAUACAUACCUCAGACGGUUUUCAAAAUCUUAUUGCAGUUGGGUCGGAGUUCCCUACGAUAAUCAGAUCGCUCAGCUUCCUUUCGGGCUGAUUCUCAAGUGGUCUGAUGGUACUCGGCUAGAGGAAGUUGUGGCUAUGCAAGUUGCUAGGAAAGCAGGCCUACCCGUGCCAAAGGUUAUCUGCUAUGGAGAGCACACUGAUAGUCCUCAUGCGCCGGUUUCAAUUCUGAUGACGCGUGUUCCUGGCCAGGAGUUAGGUCAGGUUUACAAGACACUGAGCGACGAAGAGAAAGAGGCGGUGUCUCGACAACUUGAUCAGUAUCUAACGUGUUUAAGAAACUGGGAAAAUCCGUGGGGCGAAAGAAAAAUCUGCUCUAUAGUAGGAACGCCCAUUAGAAGUGUCCGGGUACCCAAUCAUCUUGCAGGGCCGUUCAAGUCAGAGAAAGAACUCAACAAUUAUUUGAGAGAACCUGCCUGGUCAGGGGGUUUUUCGUCCGAAAAGGUUUAUCACGAGACAAUGAAUCGAGCGAGAAAAAUAGACGAACUACCCCAUCGCAUUGUCUUUACGCAUGGAGAUUUGAAACACCACAAUAUUAUGAUCCAUAAAGGGCACAUCACCGGCUUUCUAGAUUGGGAAUCAGCAGGCUGGUAUCCUGAAUAUUGGGAAUUCACAACAGCGUUGAGAUUCGUGCCACAGACCUUCUGGUGGUAUCACUUUGUGAUUGAGCUUGGUGGGAAGUCUUUUAUGCAGGAAUUAGAUUGUGAGAGGGCAUUGACUUCCUUGACUAGUGCCUCUUAUUACUGGUGAAUAUUCUACUUGUCUUCCAAAGUUCUAUCGAAUGGUUUAUGCUCUUUCUCAAGUUCUGCCAAGUUCAUCUUUACUUGUGUUGCACAAACUCAGUUGACCAAAGAGGAAAGUGAUUAAUCUCACAUAGUAGUCCUUAUCUCUAGCUCGUGCACGUACUGCCCGUCCAUCUGCAUUUUCAUUUCACGUGGGUAACACGAACAGACGUGAGAAUAGGUUUUGCUCAAGAUCCGGGUUAAGAGAUAAGAUUGGAGCUUGGUUAAAGAGAUUCAGACAUGAUAAACUAAGUGCAAUGCCAAUUCAAUAUACACCAAAAGAGAUUUUCAAGAGGACUAAUGCUGAAUAGACUGGGUCCGCCUCAAUCCAUUGCAGCCAGUCUGGUCUU
This is a messenger RNA of Aspergillus uvarum CBS 121591, 1548 nucleotides long. RefSeq names its product kinase-like protein. The transcript has a single exon. The record is from RefSeq and is a predicted model, not a curated record. The coding region runs from base 222 to 1166 and encodes 314 amino acids. NCBI's taxonomy places the organism in Eukaryota, Fungi, Ascomycota, Eurotiomycetes, Eurotiales, Aspergillaceae.